Molecule: messenger RNA, 1290 nt
Organism: Saprolegnia parasitica CBS 223.65
Lineage: Eukaryota; Oomycota; Saprolegniomycetes; Saprolegniales; Saprolegniaceae
Exons: 6
Coding region: 1-1290 (429 amino acids)
Biological process (GO): proteolysis
Molecular function (GO): metalloaminopeptidase activity
Source: RefSeq, a predicted model, not a curated record
AUGACCAUCGCCACGGACCGCCCGAUGGCCGUCGAGAUAACGGUCGCGGUAUCCUCGCCCAUAGACGUUGCAGUGACCUCGUCCAAGCCCAAGAAAAAGAAAAAGAAGACCAAGAAGGCAGCACCCAGCACGGUUGGCUCCAAGCGGCCGCCAGUCCGCGGUAUCGAUGGCUUCACCGACAGCUACGUCCAGUACGGCCAAACCGAACCGCCAACGAUUCCGGUCGCAACUCUUUUUUCGCCCGGGUCCUUUCCCCGCGGAGAGGAGCAGCCACAUGGGGGCGACCUCAACACGUUUCGCACGACGUCCGAAGAGCUGCGUGCACUCGAGCGAGAAAACGAGGCGUUCUACGAUCGCCUACGGUAUGCGGCCGAGACGCAGCGUCAAGUGCGCAAGUUUGCGCAGAGCAUGAUAUCACCCGGUAUCCGGCUCAUUGAUCUCUGCGAGUCGCUUGAAAACAAGAACCGCGAGCUCGUUCAAGAAGCCGGCCUCGAGCGCGGCAUUGCAUUCCCAACGGGGUGCUCGCUCAACCACGUGGCAGCGCACUAUUCGCCCAAUGGCGGCGACAACACGGUCCUCAAGUACGGUGACGUCAUGAAGAUCGACUUUGGCACGCAAGUCGACGGCCGCAUCAUCGACUCAGCCUUCACGAUUGCGUUUGACCCGCAGUUUGACCCGCUGCUUGCGGCUGCCAAGGCCGCGACCAACGCAGGCGUUCGCGCCGCUGGGAUUGACGCGCGCCUCGGCGAGAUCGGCGGUGUUAUCCAAGAGGUCAUGGAGUCGUACGAGGUGACGAUCGAGGGCAAGACGUACCCGGUCAAGUGCAUUCGCAACCUCAACGGCCACUCGAUCGGCUCGUACCAGAUCCACGCCGGCAAAUCGGUGCCGGCGAGAUCUUUGCGAUUGAAAACCUUUGGCUCGACGGGCCGCGGCUACGUCGUGGAAGACAUGGAGUGCUCGCACUACGCCAAGACGAUCGACGCCCCACGCGUGCCGUUGCGUCUGCCCCGGGCCAAGAAGCUUCUCUCGCACAUUACGCGAACGUUCGGCACGCUGGCGUUCUGCCGGCGCUGGCUCGAGCGCGAAGACGGCGGGUCGACGCACGUCAACCCCAAGGGCGCCAAGCAGGAAAAGUACAUGGUCGCGCUCAACCAUCUCGUCGACUGCGGCCUCGUGACGAAAUACCCGCCGCUUGUGGAUGUUCGCGGCAGCUACACGGCGCAGUACGAGCACACGUUCAUUCUCAAGCCAACGUGCAAGGAGGUGUUGUCGCGCGGCGACGACUACUGA